Messenger RNA from Sapajus apella (tufted capuchin), 2824 nucleotides. Its product is annotated as mitochondrial glutamate carrier 2-like. The record is from RefSeq and is a predicted model, not a curated record. The transcript is spliced from 4 exons. The coding region runs from base 267 to 950 and encodes 227 amino acids. Gene Ontology annotation, molecular function: L-aspartate transmembrane transporter activity; L-glutamate transmembrane transporter activity. NCBI's taxonomy places the organism in Eukaryota, Metazoa, Chordata, Mammalia, Primates, Cebidae. Gene Ontology annotation, biological process: malate-aspartate shuttle; aspartate transmembrane transport; L-glutamate transmembrane transport.
UCCAGCCUGGCAACGGAGACUUCAUCUAAAAAAACAAAAAUAAAAAUAGAAAUGAUCUACAUAGGCUGAGAAAUGGUUUAGAAACAUAAGCCAGAUCAAAACCAGUUUUAACGGGAGGGCAAGGAAUGGAGCCGUAACGAACGCAGCCGAGAAGCAAGCGGGCCGUGUGCUCUUGGGAGGUGUUUCCAGCGUGGGGAUAGCUCCUGAGAUACCACAGACCUUAGGAGGACGUUCUUAGAGCCAAAAAUUAAUAUUCUAAAAUUAAAAUGAGGACAUUCUUCCAGAUGCCAGUUAAGGUGUCAGCCUGGCCUCUGAGCUGUCCCAGGGGCAGGGACUGCCAGCCACACUUGUGGGAGUGUUUUGCAGCGUCUGUUGGGGACCAGGUGGUGACAGGGUCUGUCCUUUCCCUUCCAGCCGCCCAUCAUCAGGGCCCGGCCUCAGUGCCCUCCUCCAGGUCCUACACAACUGGUCCGGCUUCUACCCACAAGCGCCCCUCUGCCGCCCUCAUUGCCUGGGAGCUGCUCCGCACUCAGGGCCUGGCGGGGCUCUACAGGGGCCUGGGUGCCACUCUCCUCAGAGACAUUCCCUUCUCCGUCAUCUACUUCCCGCUGUUUGCCAACCUUAACAACCUGGGGUUCGAUGCGCUCGCCGGUAAGGCGUCCUUUGCACAUUCCUUCACGUCAGGCUGUGUGGCAGGUUCCGUAGCUGCGGUCGCAGUGACGCCUCUGGAUGUUCUGAAAACACGAAUCCAAACCCUCAAGAAAGGCCUGGGUGAGGACACGUACAGCGGGAUCACCGACUGUGCCAGGAAACUCUGGAUUCAGGAGGGACCAUCUGCCUUCAUGAAAGGCGCUGGCUGCCGGGCGCUGGUCAUAGCACCUCUCUUUGGGAUUGCUCAGGGGGUCUAUUUCAUUGGGAUUGGAGAGCGCAUCUUAAAGUGUUUUGAGUAGAAAGAGCUGGCGCCCAAGUCCCUGCACUCGCGGCCCUGUCUCUAGCCCAUUUUACUUAGCCUAGAGGGGACAAGGGCAGGCGAGGCCACCCUGGCCUGUCCAGUCCUCUGCGUGUACGCUGUAGCGCUACCUCAGUCUCGGGGGAGACAGCCCUCCUCUAACAGCACGCUGAGCACAGCCUUCUUCUCCUUUCCCGUGUGGGCACGGCUACCUGGGGCUUUCGGAAGCCCGUAACCACCUGCUUUUCAAUAAGAAUAGUACCUGCUUUAGUUGUAUUAAUUGCAGGACUUUAACAGGUUGUCAAGACAGAAGGGUUGUUUCUAUGUUUCAGCAUUUCUGUUUCUUCUGUUUCACAAACUCGGCAUUCUGGAGUCGGCUUGAGGAUUUCCCUGUUAAUCUUGAAUUCCUUAACUUAUGAUGAGUCCUAGCACUGAUUUUGAGGAAAAGGAGGAUCACAGGUGCAAGGGACCAUGAAAAACCUCAAAGUCAGCACCUAGUUUGAGACCAGGCACCCUUUCAAAUCCUCGGAUGGCUGAGGGCUGAGGCUGGCUCCGGCUGAGCAGCCCGGCCACUCCCCCAGAGCCCAGGCUCUGGAAGACCACCCCUCCUUUCUGCAGAACACUAUUUGAAAUAAAGGUGAACGGUUAAAUCUCACCUGUGAAUCAGUGCGCACGGCAGACAGGCUGCAGUGAAUGGUGUUGCUAACUACUUUUCUAUAUCCAUUAUUUCAAAACCAAAUAUUAAAAAGAGCGUGGAGGCAGGCCCCUGUCACUCUUCAAACUGCUCCUUAUGGGGGUGGAGGAAUGCAUCCAUAGGGUUGACUGUGAGCAACACUGGGUUUAGGCCUUGAUUCUACCCCUUCCUGAGCGCAUCAUCUGGAGGAAUUGAGUGUGCCGGGAGAGCUCCCCCCGUGCACCUCAGCUCCUCCCCCACAGACCACUCCAGAAGUAAUGUCACACCACAGGGGCCAAGUCCUGAGAAGCCAGCACCUGCCACAGGUGGUGUUUACAUUAGUCCCCGCCUGCUGUGAAAUGUGGGCUAACGAGGAAGAGGACGGCGCUAACGUGGUCGGCCGUGGGGGCGUCACUGUUAAGAGAACCCCAUCUAAGUUGGGGUCCCAGCUCCACCAUGUACUAGCGGCAACGCCCCGGGCAGCUCUAGGCGUCACCUGUGGAAGACAAAGGAUCUGGGCCCCGCACACAGUGACCGGCUCCAAAGUAACCUGGUUUUCCUCACAGGGGCAACACUGAUAACACCAUUUCCUCACUGAAGUGGUAGAGCCCUUCCAGAGGCCAGGUCACACUGGAGAGCGUGUCGGGGGCAUGGGAGAUCACAAGGCCUGGAAGGAACGCUCCCGGGUGAUGGGCUGGGAACACUGGGCAAGAGCCCGGGGGACACCCAGAGGGCUAACAGACCCAGGUGCUGACAGCUGUCACCAUCCAGUACCACGGGGAUGUGGAAAAUACUUCUUUUCUAGGUGCCUCAGUAAAAAUGUAACUCUCAAACCCUGAAUUUAUAGUGCCUUAUACUAGAAAUCACAUUAAUUCCACAUAACUCUUUUAAUAAAUAAAGCACAUCCAUGGCUUAGAUUCUGAAUCACAUUUACAGAAGACGGAAAGCUUCUAGACCUAAACAGGGAACAGUGAGGCGACUACGAAGAAGUGGUGUGCCACAUGCACCUUAAGCUUCAAGUGGGGAAUGCAGGGCCGAGAACGCCAGACACGUCACCUGUACGCCAGACGAAGGGAGACCCAGGAAGCCCAUGCAACCGCCACCUGCCCCUCCCCUAGUGUGCUGAACCGACCGGACGCUGUGUUACUUUCAGAUGAACUGGAGGUGGGUCUUCAUAUUACAUGAAGCUUUCCGCCAUUGUG